Messenger RNA from Cryptosporidium muris RN66, 1508 nucleotides. RefSeq names its product 60S ribosomal protein L3, putative. The transcript is spliced from 2 exons. NCBI's taxonomy places the organism in Eukaryota, Apicomplexa, Conoidasida, Eucoccidiorida, Cryptosporidiidae. Gene Ontology annotation, cellular component: ribosome; cytosolic large ribosomal subunit. Gene Ontology annotation, molecular function: RNA binding; structural constituent of ribosome. The coding region runs from base 159 to 1331 and encodes 390 amino acids. The record is from RefSeq and is a predicted model, not a curated record. Gene Ontology annotation, biological process: ribosomal large subunit assembly; translation.
UUUAACUUUGAGUCAUAUUCAACUAAAUAAGAAAAGAACCGGGCUCAGUUAUAGCUUGAACUGUUAUUACCUCUAGUAUUUCCACUGAAGCUCAGAAAUUGGUGAUUUUCCCUUGUGAAUUUUUUUUUUGGAAUUUAUAUUAAAAUAAAGAAAGAGAGAUGUCUCAUCGUAAAUUUGAGCGUCCUAGGUCAGGAUCUCUUGGAUUUCUACCUCGCAAGAGAUGUUCAAGAAAUCGUGGAAAGGUUAAGGCAUUCCCAAAGGAUGAUCACACUCAGCCACCACAUUUGACAGCAUUUAUGGGAUAUAAAGCAGGGAUGACUCAUAUUGUCCGUGAUGUUGAUAAACCUGGUUCAAAAUUAAAUAAGAAGGAGGUUGUAGAAGCUGUUACUAUAAUAGAGACACCACCAAUGAUUUGUGUUGGUUUUGUUGGAUAUAUUGAAACUCCAAGAGGUCUGAAGGCUUUGACAACUGUAUUUGCAGGUUACUUAAGUGAAGAAUGUAAACGUCGCUUCUAUAGAAAUUAUUAUAAAAGCAAACGUAAGGCAUUUACGAAAUAUGCAAAGAAUUAUGUUGAAAAUCAAAGGAUGGAAGUUGAAAUUGCUCGUUGUAAACAAUAUUGUACAGUAAUUCGUGCUUUAUGUCAUACACAAGUUAGUAAGACUGGUCUUAAUAAGAAAAAAGCAGAUUUAAUGGAAAUACAAGUGAAUGGUGGUACAGUUACUGAGAAGGUAGAUUUCUGUGUACGAUGCUUUGAGCAACAAAUCCCCAUUUCAUCAAUAUUUAGUGAAAAUGAGAUGAUUGAUGUAAUAGGUAUUUCCAAAGGUAAAGGAUAUAAAGGUGUCAUUUCUCGUUGGGGAGUUACUAAGUUGCCAAGAAAGACACGUCGUGGUGUUCGUAAAGUAUCCUGUAUUGGAGCAUGGCAUCCUGCUCGUGUUCAAUUCCAGGUUCCAAGAGCUGGUCAGAAAGGUUAUGGUCAGAGGACGGAAAUGAACAAGAAGAUUUAUCGAAUAGGACAUGGAGAUGAUCCAAGGAAUGCAUCUACAUAUGCAGAUUUAACAGAGAAGACUAUUACACCAAUGGGUGGUUUCCCACGUUAUGGUGUUGUUACUCAAGACUUUGUGAUGCUUAAAGGGUGUACAGUUGGUUGUAAAAAGAGGCUAUUAACUUUGCGUAAAGCCCUUGUACCACCAGUUUCUCGUUCAGCACUUGAGACUAUUAAUUUGAAGUUUAUUGAUACAUCCUCUAAAUUUGGACAUGGUAGAUUCCAGACUUCAGCUGAAAAGGCUAAAUACUAUGGACCAGUUAAGAGAACUAUUGAAAUUUCAGCUUAAAUUGGUAAUUUUAACAUUUUGUUAAAUUAAGGAUAUUUAUGUGUUGGUUUUAAUAAAAUGAAUCAAAUUUUGUCUACUAGAUAAAUUCUUAGUUGGUAAUUUCUUAGUUUAAGAAAGUCCAAUUUUUAGCUUUAUUAGAUUGUAUUCUGAGAGAUAAGGAAUUUAAGUUUAAAUUUA